CCUUUGCUUCUCAAGAUGGCAGUUCCUGGAUUUACCUUUGGUACCUUCAUACUUGUGUUGCACAUUAGUUCUGUGGCUAAUUAUCCCAAUGGAAAAGUAGGAAAGUCAUGCCAUGGAAUGGUUCCUGAACACGGUCAUACUGCACGCUCUGAUCCUGUUCACAACAUUUCAGUGAGUCAGAUGACAUUCAGACCAGGAGACCAGAUUGAAGUUACUUUGUCGGGGCUACCAUUUAAAGGCUUUCUCUUAGAAGCAUGUAAUGCUGAGGAUGUGAGUGGCCCUCCUGUUGGCUCCUUCACAUUGAUUGACAGUCAAAUGUCACAGCUUCUGACCUGUGAAGAUAUACAGGGAUAUGCUGUGAGUCACACAAAUCCAUCCAAGAAAACAAAAAUUAAAGUCUACUGGAAUGCUCCAAGCAAUGCUCCGAAUCACAUAAAGUUUCUAGUCACAGUUGUGGAGAAAUAUAAAAACUACUGGGUGAAGAUUCCUGGCCCGAUAGUUUCACAACCCAGUGCACCACCUUUUACAACACCUGAAGCUACAGUAGCACCUUUGUCAACGUUACCUCCCAUCUCCCAUUUAACCAGAUCGUUCAGUGCUUCAGAUUGUGGGAACAAGAAGUUCUGUAUUCGGAAUCCUUUGAACUGUGACCCAGAGAAGGAACGUGCCUGUUUCUUCUUGUCCUUCACACGAGAUGACCAAUCAGUGGUGGUUGAAAUGAGUGGUCCCAGUAAAGGCUAUUUAUCCUUUGCGUUUUCUCAUGACAGAUGGAUGGGUGAUGAUGAUGCUUAUGUGUGUAUUCAUGAAGAUCAGACUGUGCAUAUACAACCUUCCCAUCUGACGGGGCGACAUCACCCUGUGAUGGACUCCAGGGGUGCUCUUGAGAAUAUGGCUUGGAGGCUGGUGGAUGGUGUUAUGCAGUGUUCUUUCAGAAGAAACAUUACCCUUCCUGGGGUUAAGAAUAGAUUUGAUCUAAACACAAGCUACUACAUAUUUUUAGCAGAUGGUGCAGCUGACAAUGGUCGAAUUUAUAAGCAUUCUCAGCAACCUUUGAUUACAUAUGAGAAACAUAAUGUGAUAGACCAUCCAAAGAAUGUGGGAGGCUCCCGUUCUUUAUUCCUUCUGAAGGCUCAUGGUGCUUUAAUGUUUGUAGCAUGGAUGACUACCGUUAGCAUAGGUGUGCUCAUGGCUCGGUUCUUCAAACCUGUUUGGUCAAAGCCUUUCUUUGGUCAAGCAGGUUGGUUUCAGGUACAUCGGAUGCUCAUGCUCACUACUACUGCCCUCACCUGCAUUGCUUUUGUUCUGCCUUUUAUUUACAGAAGAGGCUGGAGUUCAUACGCAGGUUAUCACCCACACCUUGGUUGUAUAGUGAUGGUUUUAGCAGUUCUUCAGCUUCUUCUGGCAGCCUUCAGGCCACCUUUAUAUGACCCAAGAAGGCAAAUGUUUAACUGGACUCAUUGGAGUAUGGGAACAGCUGCUAGAAUAAUAGCAGUGGCAGAAAUGUUCCUGGGAAUGGAUUUACCAGGACUGAACCUUCCUAGCCCAUGGAAAACCUAUGCAAUGAUUGGAUUUGUAGCCUGGCACGUUGGGACUGAGAUUGUUCUGGAGAUACAUGCUUACCGACUUUCUCGAAAAGUUGAAAUAUUGGAUGAUGCUAGAAUUCAGAUCCUUCAGUCAUUUACUGCAGCUGAAGCAGAAGGGCAUGCUUUCAAAAAGGUGGUGUUAGCAGUUUACAUCUGUGGGAAUGUGACUUUUCUCAUCAUAUUCUUAUCUGCAAUCAAUCAUCUAUGAGCAAACAAAGACCUUGGCUUUGCCGACCAGAUGAUAAUUAUCAUUAAGCCAAAGAAACUUGAAGCCGUACUGAUGGCCUGGAGCAUAUUCCUGAAUUCUCAUUUGGAAGACCAGGCCAUGUCUGUGGAGAAAUUCCAAAGUAUGGUCCUUAGGGAUCAGCUUUCAGCAGAGUCCUAUGGACUCUAAAAAGGAUAUCAAGCCUUUGUGUGUGAUUCUGAGUGUUAACCAAGGAAGGUUGUGCUUGAGGAGAAGUGGUUCUCAAAUAUUUUCUAUGAUGUUAGCAUUUAGGAAAAGAACUGUCUGGAAAGGCAGAAAUGGUGUCAUUUGGAUGAAAAUAAAUAUAUUUUGGACUAUAAAGGUGCUGUGGUACUUUAAAGAAAACAUCUAUACUAGUUUAUCAGAAUGGUCUUUCUUAGGACUUUUUGUGAAACUAUGUUUUUCAUUCCAGUUUUUUGGACAUGUCCUUUUUUCUAUGCAUUCUGUUACUUCUCUGGUAAAGGUGGAGGUGGGGCUAGCAUUGUAUUAACAUUUAAUUAUAUUGUGAAUAUUAUAAUUUCUUUCUUAGCAACAAAAUGCAAAUGUGCAUCUUCUGCUUAAGACUGUAGUUAUAGGAGUUCCUGGGUGGCUCAUUCGGUUAAGCAUCCAACUUGAUUUUAGCUCGAGUCGUGAUCUCACAAUUCGUGA
Molecule: messenger RNA, 2475 nt
Organism: Hyaena hyaena (striped hyena)
Lineage: Eukaryota; Metazoa; Chordata; Mammalia; Carnivora; Hyaenidae
Gene: FRRS1
Product: ferric chelate reductase 1
Exons: 16
Coding region: 16-1791 (591 amino acids)
Molecular function (GO): oxidoreductase activity, acting on metal ions
Source: RefSeq, a predicted model, not a curated record